Messenger RNA from Sabethes cyaneus, 558 nucleotides. RefSeq lists its product as uncharacterized. The transcript is spliced from 2 exons. Gene Ontology annotation, molecular function: carbohydrate binding. Bases 1 to 558 code for a protein of 185 amino acids. The record is from RefSeq and is a predicted model, not a curated record. Lineage: Eukaryota; Metazoa; Arthropoda; Insecta; Diptera; Culicidae.
AUGAGCGAAGAACGACCUUUCACGGUUCAAUUUCCAAAGAAGCCCGAAAUUGGGGAUGAGAUCAUCGUUAAGGGCAAACUAAAACCAAACGCAAGAGUAUUUUCGGUCAACUUCAUUCUACCGCUUCCGCCACCAAUGGUGAGGUCCUCGUCUGUUCCGGAUUCCUUCGUCAAAAACAGUAGCCACGGUAGUGGCGUUUGUUGUAACAACGGAUUAGACACAGCAAACCCCUCUCCGCCUUACAUUGCGUAUCACUUUAAAACCGUUUUCAAAGACGACGGUUCAAGCGUGGUGGUACAAAACUGGAAAAACCUCGUCUGGCAGCAGGAAGUGCUCGGGCCCAAUCUGUGGCUCAAGGAUCGAAACCGACCGUUUGGACUAAUUUUCCGAUUCCAUCACGACACGAUAAGAGUGUUCGCGGAACACACGCAUCACACGCCGGAAUACGAAUUCGAGUACCAAGUACCGCUCGAGAGCAUACGAACCGUGCAACUCUGGGACGACGUCGAAUUCGUGGAAGAAGUGACGUUUCGAUUCCGGAAUGUAAGCCGGUCGUGA